AUGGGAACCACCAUGGAAGCGUUCACCUUCCCGACAGCACCCACGGUGCUUGCACUGCUAGCUGGGAUUGCUUUUCUAUAUCGGUUCUGGCCACACACUUCAACUUCAAGCUCUAAGCUAUUGGGUCUUAGGAAAUAUGAGACCCUCGAUACUAUCACAGAUGCCGCGGAAGAGGAAAAUCGUGGAGUCUCCAAAGAAUCAGAUUUCCCAGAAGGCUGGUGGGUGCACAAGGAUGUUUUCGAGCUCGAGAAGCGUGCAAUAUUUAGUAAGACAUGGCUGUGUCUCUCCCAUAGCAGUCGCUUUGCGAAGGCUGGUGACUAUCAAUCCUACGAGGUGGCUGGGUUUCCUAUCUUUCUGAUCUUAGGAAAAGAUGGGAAGAUCAGAGCUUUUCACAAUGUCUGUCGUCAUAGAGCAUACACAGUCACGAAGAAGGAAUGCGGGUCUUCUGCGGUGCUUGGUUGUCGUUAUCAUGGCUGGAGUUAUAACACCUACGGCGAGCUGACCAAGGCUCCUCAUUUCGAUGAUAUUCCCGGCUUUGACAGAUCACAGAACAGCCUAUUCGCCAUUCAUACGGUUACGAACGGAGCUGGCUUUGUGUUCGUUAACCUUGAGGCUAGCCCAAGGAUCUGGCCGGCCGAUACAGGUCUUUUAGAUGCCUUUGCGAACAACAAUAGACUGAGCUCUCAGUCUAUCUGGGUAGCAGGGCAAAUAAUCAAGGCAGAUUUCAACUGGAAAAUGGCGCUCAGGUCGAAGCAAUUGAUCGACAUCGUCGAAUUGGAAAAUACAAUUGGGCAUAAAAGAUAUAUACCCCAAGUGAGCAGUAUCUUGGACCGUGUUAGGGCGAAACCAGAGCACUUUUUGCUCUUCCCCAUUACCUCCUUUCACUCCAUCCAGAGAACUGGAUGGUGGUAUGUACUGAGCUUCUUACCAGUAUCUGAGCAGAAGACGGCAAUCCGAUACGAUCUGUACUGCUCGAAGGGUGUUAGUUCUCAUUCCCAGGUAGUCGCGGAUAAAUUGGGCGAACUUUUGGAGGAGAAAGCUCGAGAACUAGAAACAGAAUAUCAAGAGUAUGUUCUGGAACAGAGCGUCAGCCUAAAAUGCGUACUGACUACUGCCCGGACCUCAAGGAUAUUCGCAUCUGGGCCCCCAAGCCUUCACACUGAAGAGAUAGAACCUCAGAAGAAUAUUCUCGACUGCCUCGAAGCUCAUAUCAAGCUGGAAAAGGCACAGGGGACCGAAGUGUUUCCAGCGAGGAGAAAGCAAAGGGAGAAUUCCAGGUUUCAGCAAGCUGAACAACUCUGCAAGGAACUCGACUGUAAGAGCGAGCUCCGAGGAAAAGAUCUCGCAUGGUAA
This is a messenger RNA of Aspergillus bombycis, 1353 nucleotides long. Its product is annotated as putative iron-sulfur cluster-binding protein. Lineage: Eukaryota; Fungi; Ascomycota; Eurotiomycetes; Eurotiales; Aspergillaceae. The transcript has 5 exons. The record is from RefSeq and is a predicted model, not a curated record. The coding region runs from base 1 to 1353 and encodes 450 amino acids. Gene Ontology annotation, molecular function: 2 iron, 2 sulfur cluster binding.